AAAAAUUCCUUUUGUGUACUUAAAUAAUUUAAAAUCCCGGUACACUUUUUGUAUCAAAGUGAAGAAACAAGCGAUUUCCACAGCAUUUGAGUGUUAUUUUGCUCAAAUAUUUCUUCAAUUUUAACAAUAACCAAUCCUUUAAUAACCAAAAGCAUAAUCUAUUCAAACACGGACAUGACGUCAAUACAGUGAUCACCAACCAGCCAUAGUGAAAACAUCAGCACGUUUACGGAUAUAUACUUAGUUAUAUAUUCCGUUUAACAACUCAUUUAAGUUGUUAAAUACAUGAAAAUGGAAUCUCUCAGGGAACAGGUAAUGAUAAAUCAGUUUGUUUUGGCUGCUGGAUGUGCAAGAGAACAAGCAAAACAGCUUUUACAAGCCGCUCACUGGCAAUUCGAGACGGCUCUAAGCAUUUUCUUUCAAGAAGCAACAGUGCCUAAUUGCCAUCAUACACAAAACGGCCGGUUCAGUUCCGUAAAUAUGAUAACUCCAGCAAAUACGCCAGCCACACCUCCGAAUUUUCCUGAUACUCUAAUGGCUUUCUCUAAGAUGUCCGCCAGCGAAAAAGUUUCAGCAACGCCUUCAGUACAGUUCACAUACUCGACGUCGCCUCCUCUUAACAACAACAGCAACAUGCAGCAUCAGAGCUCUACUAUGGCCACAUCUGGCCAUGCUCAUUCUCAGCGAUAAAGUAAUGAGCAGACAGGCGAGAGAUGAUUUGGUUAACCAUUGAACUCCUUUCUUGUGGGACAAUUAAUCCUUCCUGUAUUCUUGUGAACUUAACCCAGCAAAAGAGGGAACAUUUUUUUGUUAAUAUGUGCUCUUGUGAGAAAAAGGGAAAGGAAGGAUUCAGAAAGAAUGCUCUAAAGUUUGAACAUUCUCAUUUUUCAAGAAAAUUGGGCAAAGAGAAUGCUACAAAUGUGUUAGAGGUUGAAGACAAAGCUCCUGCUUUUGAAGAAUGCAACGAGUGCCCUUCCAUUUAUGCAUGUUUUUUGUGCAUAGAUUUAUUUUAACUGUAUCACUUUAUGCCCCCAUGUGUUUGUGAUAUUUUUAUGUAAUUGUUGAAAAACUCUUACCUCAAUCCUACUUCACAAAUCAGAAUUUUAGGGGGCCUAGUCAAGUUCUCUUGUGAAAAACAUCAGGCUAAUAGCUCAGACUCAUUUACUAAAUCACAUUUCAAAUGAAUUUUAUCUUUGUAAUUUAGAAUUGAAGAAAUUUAUGCAUUUUCACUUUAUUCAGCACGAACGAACUAAAGCACGUAAAAAAUUACAAAACUUAGUUUUAUUUUUCAUUGAGAUAUUUUUUGUAUCGGUGAUAUUGCUACAUGAGUGCAAUUGGUCAUGCUCAUCUUCUUGUCAAUGCUGUGUAUGGUCUAAAAAUAACCAAUAGUCUUUCCCAUAGGAUAUGUAUUUGAUAAUAUGUGAACUCUGAAUUUUCAAGCUGAAUUUUCAUAUUUCAUUUCUUUAUUCGUAGCAUUAUCUAUAUGUUUUAUAUAUCUAUUAGAUAUUUAAGUAAAAAAGUCAUUUGCUAUAAAAUAUGGUUUGUAUUUAAGAAGCAUUUUUCAAAAUUGUGUCUAAUUAAAAAACAUUUUUGAUUAAAAAAUUUUC
Messenger RNA from Uloborus diversus, 1607 nucleotides. Its product is annotated as UBA-like domain-containing protein 2. The record is from RefSeq and is a predicted model, not a curated record. The coding region runs from base 286 to 690 and encodes 134 amino acids. The transcript is spliced from 3 exons. Lineage: Eukaryota; Metazoa; Arthropoda; Arachnida; Araneae; Uloboridae. Gene Ontology annotation, molecular function: protein binding.